Molecule: messenger RNA, 1381 nt
Organism: Heterotrigona itama
Lineage: Eukaryota; Metazoa; Arthropoda; Insecta; Hymenoptera; Apidae
Source: the annotation of a GenBank genome assembly
AUGGAUAAAUUAUUACAAUCUUAUGGAAAUAAGUAAAUAUAUCAAAUUCAAACAUUUAUUCUUUUUUUAUAUUUCUUUUAUAAUCUUUAAUUUUCUGUCAAGCAAUAAUUUUUUCAAUCUGAAGAAUAAUGGACGAGUUACUACUAUUAGUAUUGCAAGCUACACAACUCGAGAUACAACAGAAAAUUUUUAUUCAUGUCACAUUUAUCAUUAUAGAAAUAAAUCAAACAAAGCUUUAGGUCAAACUUUUUUUACAUUUGGUAUUACUGUAGUAGAUAAAAAUGAAGAAUUUGAAAGUACAAUUUGGAAAGAAUGGAGUCUUAUUUAUGAAAUUAUAAUUGUGUGUUUCAUAAUCUUAAUAAUUUGGUAUUUGUUGGAAAUAUUCCAAGAUGCCCGAAAUGGCAAUGGUUUUUAUAGACUUCCACAAAUGUUAAAUACUAAUCCCACAUCUAUUAUAAACUUUGUUUUAUCUAAAAAGGGUGUAACACUACUUGGCAGCGAACAAGCUGUAAAUGAAGUUGUAUCAAGAAUUUUAGAUGAUAAUUGAAUCUUUCAACUAAACAAAAGGCACAAAGUAUUUCUUAAUAUUCUACAAUAAUUAUAGAAUUUAAAAGCACUAAUUAGUGAAUUAAUAAAAUUCCUGUAUUUUUUUAAUGUAGUUACAAAAUAGAUUUACAUAAAUUUCUAAUUGUAACAUUAAAUAUAACUACUUUUAACAAUAUUAAAGAUAAUAUUAAUAUUCUUCAAGUCAUAGCAGUAUGAAAUAAUAUGAUUUUUAUAGGAAAAUAUUUAGAUGAUAUGAAUUAAUAUAAAAAAUAUAUUUAUACAAGUGUCGUCUAAUAACGAUAGCAGCUUAUAUUUACAUUUUGAAGACAAUAUAACAAAACAUGAAUGUCAAUUAUUUAAUAUAAAACAAAACAGCCAAUGUAUGAAUUUGUAUUGGAAAAACUAUGAAUUUGUUCAUUUCACGUUUUGUAUUGUUUGUGUAAAUUUUUGCAAUCAUUGUUUUUGUUCAAAUGAUUCUGAAUAAAUGCUGUCUUAUAAUAAAAGAAUUGAGCAAAUAUCCUCGUUAAAUUUAUAAUAAUUUCAUAAUAUAUAAAAUAAUAGAUCAAUACAGUAAACGAAACAUAUAGCUACAUUUUUUCAUUCGCUACUACUAUUGAUAAUUACAGAGGAAUGUCGAGUCAACAGAGGUAACUCGAAAUGCCAUUUUGUAUCUUUAUCCAUAUUGAGUCCAUUAGCUAUUUCAUAGUUUAAUAAUGGUGGCCUUGCUUUAAUGCCUAAUGUUGUGGGUCUUUUGCUAGGAUUCUCAUCUAACAUCAUGGCCAACAAAUUGUACUAAAAAUAAUAAUUAUUGAUUUUGUCUAGAAAAAAAGACUAA